Messenger RNA from Coccidioides immitis RS, 1070 nucleotides. RefSeq names its product 3-oxoacyl-acyl-carrier-protein reductase. The transcript is spliced from 3 exons. The record is from RefSeq and is a predicted model, not a curated record. The coding region runs from base 111 to 959 and encodes 282 amino acids. NCBI's taxonomy places the organism in Eukaryota, Fungi, Ascomycota, Eurotiomycetes, Onygenales, Onygenaceae. Gene Ontology annotation, molecular function: oxidoreductase activity.
CAUUCUCCCUCCCCGUUGACUUACGGAUCCUUUUGCUGUAUUCCCAGUUUCUCAAACGAUCUUAUAGACUCAGUGUACAGCUCCGAAUAGAGCUACCCUUGAGUUUCACAAUGGCAGCAGCACAGCAAGAAGUCAAACUCCGAAACUUUGACAGCAUCUUUUCCCUCGAGGGCAAGGUUGCAGUCGUCACCGGUGGCUCUCGAGGUUUGGGAUUACACUCUGCGAGCGGUCUCCUCCAAGCGGGCUGCUCCAAAGUCUACAUUACUUCACGCAAAGCGAAGGCAUGCGAAGAAGCUGUUGCCGCUUUGAAUGCCCUGCCAAACAAGCGUCCGGGUGCCCAGGCCAUCUCGAUCCCUGCAGACAGCUCCAAGUUAUCAGAGAUCGAGCGACUAGUUGCCGAAGUAAAGAAAACAACUGACCAUGUCGACAUCCUGUUUGCCAACGCCGGAGCCACUUGGGGAGAGAAGUUCGAGACACAUCCCGAGCCAGCGUUCCAGAAGGUCAUGGAUCUGAACGUCAAGAGCGUUUUCUACUGUGUGCAGAAAUUCGCUCCUCUCCUCGAGGCUCGUGCCACUGUUGAAGAUCCCUCCCGUGUCAUCAUUACAGCCUCCGUGGCCGGAAUAAUGGUCGGUAGCAUGGGGAAUAACGCCACCUUCAGUUACUCCGUUUCCAAAGCCGCCGCCAUCCAUCUCGCCAAGAACCUUGCUGUCGCCCUGGGACCACGGCACAUCCUGUCAAAUGCAAUUGCACCGGGGUUUUAUCCGUCCAAAAUGGCCAACGAACUCAUGAAGAUCCAGGGGGGGAAGGAUAAAUUGGCAGAGCAUAGCCCUAAUAAGAAGUUGGGCGAGCCUGAGGAUAUUGCCGGCCUAGUGGUGUUCUUGUCGAGCAGAGCAGCCAGCCAUAUUAACGGAGCCUGUAUUACGACGGAUGGUGGCGCGCAUUUGAAGGGGCGGAUGUAAAUAUAGGACGAAUACUGUCUUGAUAUCUCCAGGUACAUACACCCAUUACUAUUUGGAAGUAGAUUAGACGAAUACCCUAUAUCUCGAGGCUAUCCGCCGCCCUCCCAUCGG